Messenger RNA from Thamnophis sirtalis, 5635 nucleotides. NCBI's taxonomy places the organism in Eukaryota, Metazoa, Chordata, Lepidosauria, Squamata, Natricidae. The record is from RefSeq and is a predicted model, not a curated record.
AGAUAGAUAGAUAGAUAGAUAGAUAGAUAGAUAGAUAUGAUGGAUGGAUUGAUAUGUUCUCUCCUCUCCCCAAACAUACUUCUAAUAGUUGUCUCUUUUAGGCCCCUUUCACAACCCGCACCGUUUGGUCUUCACCACGCGCCGAGCAGUGACGCGGACCCCAGCUCCGGCGACAGCAUCAGCCUGGCCAGAUCCAUCAGCAAAGACAGCCUGGCCUCCAACAUCGUCAACAUCACCCCGAAGCAGCAGCUCCCCUCCGCCCCCGUGAAAAGCAGCGGGAAAAGCUUGCUAAACAACGUGGAGAUAGAAGACGAGGAGGAGGAACUGAUCGCCAUCAUUCGCCCCGGCCCCACCCCGAACCAUGGCGGCCUGGAACUUCAGUGCGCCCCGCCGGCUCGUUCGCCGGGCUUUGUCGGCACCGCCUGGACGCCGAAAUCCCCGAGCGAGGCAACGGAAAGUAAGCAGGAGAGCUUUUUCCUGGAACCGCUAAUGCCUGCUGUUUUACGGCCAGCCAAGGAGAAGCAAGUCACCAAUAAAGAGGACGAAUGCGGAGAAGGGAAAGCCAGAGGUUACGUGCCCAAGAGAGUGAGCGAAGGGCAUGCGGCUUUGGCCCGUAAGAAAGCCAACGGCGAUCACAGCCUUAAUAGGACUUUUAACCUGGGCUCUAGUUCUGAACUAACCGUGAUUGCGAGUCCCAGUUUAGCGGAGCCACUUGUGCAUCACUCAGACGUCAGGAUGGAGUCCUUUUGCCCCCAAGCAAGCAGCAGUUUGGAGGUCUCCUCUCAAGAGCGGGCAUCUGCAGGGUUCUUCCUGCAUGCCGCCAAAGCGGAGGAGGCUGCCUCUAGCGGCCACGUCACUAACCUCAGUUACCUGAAAAGCCCCAGUUCCCACCGGGCGGAGACCUCGUGGACCAUGGUCAGACAGGAUUCCGACUCCUCCAUCCUAGACAUGGAGGAAGCCGAGCAAGACGUGGCCGCCGAGGAGCACCCUCUUAUCGCCAAGUACAUCGGCGAGGAAGAAUCUGCCAAGCUUCAGGAAGACAUGAAGGUCAAGGAGCACGAGGACAAAGACGACGCCAGCGGGCGCUCCAGCCCAUGCCUGAGCACCAUUUCCCAGGUGAGCAGUGUCUCCAUGACCAGCGGGAGUGCCCGGAUGACCAGCUUCGCGGAGAGGAAGCUCCAAAGGCUGAACAGUUACGAGACGAAAUCCAGCACCAGCAGCUCGCAGAAAACCACCCCGGAUGGAUCCGAGUGUUGUCUGGCUCCGCUCACCACCUGGAAACAGAGACGGGAGCAGAGCCCACCCAGGCAGAGCAAAGACAACGCUAACCUCUUGGCAUCCGAGCUGGUCCAGCUCCACAUGCAGCUGGAGGAGAAGCGGAGAGCCAUCGAGGCUCAGAAGAAGAAAGUGGAGGCUCUUUCCGCCAGGCAGAGGCUAAAGCUCGGCAAGGCAGCCUUCUUGCACGUGGUGAAGAAAGGGAAAGGGCCGGAGAUCUCGCCAUCCCCGAAGCCGGAACAUUUCGCCAAAGAGUUCUCCGGCCACAACGGGGAAGGCCUGGAGGAGGACACGUUGAGCGCCAAAACGGAGGCGUUCCUCACGAAAGAGGAGGUGGCGGUGGUGGGCGACGACGAGAUUCCCAGAGGGAAGGUCCAGGAGACGGUCGGCUUCGUGGAGGAAAGCAUCUCCAGAGAGCCCACCCUCCACGAAAUCGAGAAAAGCAAGAGGGUCUCGGUGGCCCUGCUGGAAGAGAACAUAGACUCCGCCGAUCUCAACGAGUGCGACCUUUCCAUUGAAAAGCUGAACGAGACCAUCAGCACCCUGCAGCAGGCCAUCCUGAAGAUCUCCCAGCAGCAGGAGCUCCUCAUGAAGGCCCCCACCCUGUCCUCAACCCGAGGAGGCUCUCAGGACCAAAAAAUAAAGGCCCCUGUCCAUUUUGUGGAGCCCCUCUCCCCGCCUGGCACCAAUAACCUCCGCAAGCCGCCCCGGCUGGGUCAAGGGCGGAGUGCCCGUUCGGGAAGGCCCUCCGAACUCAAAGUGGCCAAGGACCGUCCCCAUACCACGCCUCGCAUCAAGACCCCGACGCCCAGCGUCGACACCUUGCCCCACUUGAGACAGUUCCCGUCCAACCAUUCCCCCAAGACGCCGGUCGAAACCGCUCUUGAAAAUAACCUGGGCCCAGGUAGCGCCCCGCAGGAGAAGCUCCCCUUUGAGAGUUACCGGCUCUGCGACGAUAAUCAGAGAGGAGCGUUCGUUUUUUCCUCGUCCAGGGACACGAACGUCCUCUCGGAGGCCCUCAAGGAUGAGAACAGCAAUGUAGAGGACUUUCACCCCCUUGCUCGUUUCGACGCGUCGGGCAAAGAGAAUAUCUCAGUGGAAGAGCCAUCCAAGGGCAAAGGCAGCCUUAUCGAAGUGGACCUCUCGGAUCUAAAAAUCCACGACGAAGAAGUGGAAAUCCAGGGCAACGCUUCCGAUUUAAUCAACGAAAUGGACUCAAAGUCGGGCUUUGGGUUCUUCUUCAAGGAUGAACAGAAAGCCGAAGAUGAGCUGGCGAAGAAACGUGCCGCUUUUCUCUUAAAACAGCAGCGAAAGGCCGAAGAGACCCGGCUUCGAAAACAGCAGCUGGAGGUAGAAGUUGAGCAAAAAAGAGACGAAGCUCGGCGAAAAGCUGAAGAAGAUCGCCUGCGGAAGGAAGAGGAAAAAGCCCGCCGGGAAUUAAUCAAACAAGAGUAUUUGCGGCGAAAGCAGCAGCAGAUUUUGGAAGAACAGGGCUUGGGCAAACCCAGACCCAAAGCGAAGAAGCCACGGCCCAAAUCGGUCCAUCGGGAGGAAUCCUACAGCGAUUCGGGGACCAAGUACUCCUCUACUCCUGAUAAUCUGAGCAGCGCCCAAUCGGGAUCGAGUUUGUCCUUGGCUUCUGCAGCGACCACUGAGCCAGAGAGCAUCCAUUCAGGAGGCACACCUUCCCAAAGAGUGGAGUCCAUGGAAUCCUUGCCCAUCCUCAGCAGGAACCCAAGCCGAAAUAUGGAGCGAGAUUGGGAGAACACUUCGACCGCUUCUUCGAUUGCCUCGGUGGCCGAAUAUACAGGAACCCUUAGCUUUUCCUGGACCCUCAAAUCUCUCCCCUUCUGCCUGCAGGAGCUGGAAAAGAGCGAAGCCAACCACUACAUCAUCCUAUUCCGCGACGCCGGCUGCCAGUUCAGAGCACUUUACUGCUACCAUCCCGACACCGAAGAAAUCUACAAGUUGACCGGAACGGGUCCAAAGAACAUCACCAAGAAAAUGAUCGACAAGCUGUACAAAUACAGUUCGGACAGGAAGCAGUUUAACCUGAUCCCGGCCAAAACCAUGUCCGUCAGCGUCGACGCGCUGACGAUUCACAACCACUUGUGGCAAUCCAAGCGACCCGCCGUGCCAAAGAAGAUCCAGAAUCGCAAAUGACGCUAAGCAACAACAACAAAAAACAAAACACUAGAAAACACAACAAAACGGGGCUAGAUUUCAACGCCGAGGGUAUCCGACGAACAGAACCAUCAUCAACCAUAAACCAAGGAAAAAAAAAUCAGCUUUUCAAAUCACGGAUGCAAGGAGAGUGUGAACGAACAACUUGAAUGUUUCCCUUUUUUUUCUUUGGGACGCGACUGAUUUGCUGGUUCGGUUCGGUGUGGAUGCUCAAACGGCCGCUACACCCAUCGCUGGCUUCUCGCGGCUUUUUUGCGAUGGACCAGACCUGAAGCUGGGGAUGUACUGGUGUUUCUUUCUUUCUUUUUUUAAAAAACUUGAAGCUCUUCAUUGGUACCACUUGGGAUCCCUCGUUUUCCCCUCCCUUUUUCCCGAUUCAACCUUCCUGCAGAGAAAUAAAUACAUCAAAGGACGCCGUGUAGAAGUUGGCAAAGCGGCAGUUUAGAAAGGGAAAGCGAACAGCAGGAGGCGGGAUGGAAUUUUUUCCCCUCCCACCUCCAUUUUUCCCUUCUGGAUUCCUUUUAAAGGAUCUCACACCCAACUGCAUUUUAACUGCCAAUGUUAAGUCACACUCUCAUUUCUGGAGAAUGGAAGCCCAGCCUGCCGCCCACUCCUCGCCUCAGUUUACCUACAGUAUCCCUUUCUUGGUCCUACGUACUGACUGACAGAUGUCAAAACCAGUCUCUUUUUUUAACAAAUGAAGAACGGAGACAGAGGACAUAUGCAAAAAAAAUUGUGACUGCUUGCGAACCUUAGAGCAAAACACAAUCAUGAAGAGACAGAGAGGUGCUAUUGGCUGGAUUUAGCUUGUUCGAAACUUCACAUGGCAAAACAAAACAAAACAAAACAAAUGGAUUUUCCGAUUUUCCGUAUCCUCGUCUUCUCCCUUCGCCCUCCCGUUUCGUUUCGUUUGUUGGACGGACCCUAGAAAUAGCGGAGCGCUUUUCCCCCCUCCACUCCGAGCACGUUUAACUCUCCGUCGAAUGUUGCACUCAAGUUAUUCACGAUGCUUUUUUAAAAAUAUUAAUAACAAUAAUAAUCAUGUUUAAAAUCAGGCCCUGCUACUUUGUCCUCUCCUGUCUGUCUGUCUGUCUGUCCUUUGCGGGAUGAGCAGCAUGCUCUUGUGAAGGAGUGUGUUCCUUCCCUCCCCUUCUUUAUUUCCUCCCCCCCUUUUUAAGUUUUCUGCGGGAGCUCUUUUUAAUUUGGGAGUGGGGGACGGACGCGAUGGGACGACGAUGUCUAGAAAAAGCCAACCGAUUUCCCCCCCCCCCCCUACGACGGGCAAGGUUUUAAAACAGAUCUCGGUGUUUGGUUUGAAAGCUCAAAAGUGGCUUUAGGGUGUUGGUUGUUUUUUCCCCCUCCUUCCCCUCUCUUUUCAUCUUGAAAUAUUAAACCUUUGAGUUGAAACCUUUCAACCUGUCUGUGUUUUCACCUUACAGAAAACCAACCAGAACCAAAUCCUUUUUACCCUUGGGACUUAAUGAUGCAGGAAGCUUAGAGGAUGAUGUGUUUUAAAGUGUCUCUUUUCUCCCUUCCCUUGGAAGGCACAAUAAAAAAGAAAAUUAUGUAGCCUUCAACCCAAACUAUUCUUUUUCAUACUUUACUACUUGGAGAUAUAUAUAUCCAAGUAGUAAAGUAUGAAAAGGAAUAGGUAUAUAUAUAUAUAUUCUGACAAAGGUUUUAGUUUGCACAUGUUUACUUCUACUUGAAAUGUUACUUGAAGACCUUUUUGAGACGCUCUUUCUAACACUAGAGACGAACGAGAGAGAUGGAAACACACACCUGUGCGUCCUUAUUUAUGAACCUAGAAGAAGAAUAUUGGGAGAGCAAAAUGACUUUUGUACAGAGCGAGGCGAGAAACGGCCUUCUUAACACUAAGCUAGUAAGAGGGGUUGGGGAAUCGGAAUGGUCUCCCGUUGUUGGCCGUUCCUUCCCUCGGGCGUUUGUUUUAAAUAGAUUUGUAAAUUUUGUUCCAUAGUCGAUUAACCUUGUAAAUAAGGCUUCGUUUCUUAAAACUAUUCAGAGGAUUCAAUGUGGUUGUGAGCAAUUCUUUUUUCCCCCCUCCUUCUUCUUCUUUUGGUUUACAUGCUUUUUCAUGCUUGAUUUUUUUUCCUCACUGUUUGAUAUACGACAUAUUUAUUUUAUGGAAGCACUGAAAAUAAAGGUCAUCAUCCGA